CUCAGCCCCAGAUGGAGGAUGGCACUGCUCAGUGACAGCACUGUCAGUCGACAUCUUCAGCUUAUCACUGGACAAAACGUAAAGGCGGACAACAUUGACCAAGUAGACAUCGGCAUGGACGUCGCUGGCCUUCCGGACAACGUUGCACGCAUCCCUGGUCCGAGAUCUCAGCGCGAGGUGCACCUGACAGUUUCGGGCAUGGCACUGGUCUGCGCCACAACGUGGUGGAACACAGCCGAGAUCCCCAGAUUUCUUGGGGAGCCGCAGAAACCCAUCUGGAGUAACCUGGCCUCCACAUGCACAGAGCUCUUUAGGGAGAUCACACAGCUCUACUGCGGCUACUCCCCAGAGCUUGAAGAGAAGUUUGGGCAUGCGGGUCCUUUUUGGGGCAGGGAAUACAUCUUUUGGGGGGACGGCGAGCCGGUGACUCUGAUCAAUGAGAUCUUCUCUCCAGCACUCGAGGAAUACCUCGGUCCCAUGCAGAUGUGA
Coccomyxa subellipsoidea C-169 is the source of this 489-nucleotide messenger RNA. Its product is annotated as DUF564-domain-containing protein. Lineage: Eukaryota; Viridiplantae; Chlorophyta; Trebouxiophyceae; Coccomyxaceae. The annotation marks the transcript as partial. The record is from RefSeq and is a predicted model, not a curated record. The transcript is spliced from 4 exons.